UAAAGUUGUGUGGGUUCUACUUAACUCUGAAUUCUAUGCGGUUUCUGGCUUCUCAGAGUUGGGGGAAUGUUACUGUAGUUUCGGAGCCAGCUGACAGCAGAGGCCCGGCAAGAACCCUGCAUUCCUGAGUAGCCCACGGCCGGCUCUGAUAUCUUGGAGUCAAGAGACGGAGGCGUCGCUUGGCCAGGGAAGAAAAUUGCGGAUCUGGGGCUCAGAGGAAGAAGGAGGAAUCGGGUCCUGGGGUGGGAGAGCGGGGAGCGGGGGAAAAAUGAUCAUUACUGCUCUUACAGAAGAAGGAGCAGAAGGUGGAUCCUAGAAAGACAGUACCACAUUCUCCAAACUAUUCCGAAGACAUCUGAUUUCUAGCUCCCUGCUAUACUGUGGCCUGAGACAGUUCAGUAUUUUUAUUUUCACUGAGCGUAAAACUGGAAAUGUUAAUUAACCAGGAAUGUAUUGCUUGAGGCCUUUCAUCUGUAGCUUUAUUAAUUGAAAGUAACAUUAUUUAAGUGUAAUGUAGUUUACAUUUUUGCUCACAGAGAAAAAUAAGCUGUAUUUUAAAAGCAAAACAAAGGGUACUUGUGGCAACUUUUUACCUUUACCUUAACCCUUGGCCACUGUUUUUCGCUAAGAUGAGCGUCCACCCUUCCUCCUUUUCUUUUGACACUGAGCGGCGAGUCCAGAGCACAUUGAAGAAGGUCUUUGGGUUUGAAUCUUUUAAGACGUCUUUGCAGGAGAGUGCGACCAUGGCUGUAGUAAAAGGUGACAAGGAUGUCUUUGUGUGUAUGCCCACAGGGGCAGGAAAAUCCCUCUGUUAUCAGCUCCCUGCACUGCUGGCAAAAGGCAUCACCCUUGUUGUCUCUCCUCUCAUUGCUUUGAUUCAGGACCAAGUAGACCACUUGCUGACCCUGAAGGUACAAGUGAGUUCUCUGAACUCAAAGCUCUCGGCGCAGGAAAGGAAGGAGCUGAUCUCUGACCUGGAGCGAGAAAAGCCCCAGACCAGGCUUCUGUACAUUACCCCAGAGAUGGCGGCGUCAGCCUCCUUUCAGCCUACCCUGAACUCCUUGGUAUCCCGCCACCUGCUCUCUUACUUGGUGGUGGAUGAAGCUCAUUGUGUUUCCCAGUGGGGGCAUGACUUCCGUCCUGACUACUUGCGUCUGGGCACCCUGCGCUCGCGCCUGGGACAUACCCCAUGUGUGGCUCUGACUGCCACAGCCACCCCACAGGUACAAGAGGAUGUGUUUGCUGCCCUGCACCUGAAGCAACCAGUUGCCACCUUCAAGACUCCCUGCUUUCGGGCCAACCUCUUCUAUGAUGUGCAGUUCAAGGAACUGAUUUCUGAUCUCUAUGGGAACCUGAGAGACUUCUGCCUUAAGGCUCUUGGACAGAAGACAGAUAAACGGCUGUCUGGCUGUGGCAUUGUCUACUGCAGGACCAGAGAGGCUUGCGAACAGCUGGCCAUAGAGCUCAGUUGCAGGGGUGUGAACGCCAAGGCUUACCAUGCAGGGCUGAAGGCUUCUGAAAGAACACUGGUGCAGAAUGAGUGGAUGGAGGAGAAGAUCCCGGUAAUUGUUGCAACCAUCAGUUUUGGGAUGGGAGUGGAUAAAGCCAAUGUCAGGUUUGUUGCCCACUGGAAUAUUGCCAAGUCUAUGGCUGGAUACUACCAGGAGUCUGGCCGAGCUGGCAGGGAUGGAAAGCCUUCCUGGUGCCGUCUCUAUUACUCCAGGAAUGACCGGGAUCAAGUCCGCUUCCUGAUCAGGAAGGAAGUAGCAAAACUCCAGGAAAAGAGAGGGAACAAAGCAUCUGAUAAAGCCACUCUCUUAGCCUUCGAUGCCCUGGUGACUUUCUGUGAAGAAUUGGGAUGCCGGCACGCUGCCAUUGCCAAGUACUUUGGAGAUGCACCACCUACCUGCACGAGAGGCUGUGACCACUGCCAGAACCCUUUGGCUGUGCGGAGGCAGCUGGAUGCCUUGGAACGCAGCAGUAGCUGGAGCAAGACUUGCAUCGGGCCCUCCCAGGGGAAUGGCUUCGACCCUGAGCUGUAUGAGGGAGGCCGCAGGGGAUACGGAGGCUUUAGCAGGUACGAUGAGGGCUCUGGAGGCAGCGGGGAUGAGAGCAGAGAUGAGGCCCACAAGAAAGAAUGGAAUCUCUUCUAUCAGAAACAGAUGAGGCUGCGCAAGGGCAAAGACCCCAAAAUAGAAGAAUUCAUACCCCCAGAUGAGGACUGUCCCCUGAAAGAGGCUUCCAGCAGGAGGAUUCCCAGGCUCACUGUGAAGGGCCGAGAGCACUGCCUGCAGCUUCUGGAGGAGGCUCUGAGCAGUAACCACCAGGCCACAUGUACCACUGAUGGAGCUGACCUUCAGGCCAAGGCUGUGGAGCUGGAAUAUGAGACGUUCCGAAAUGCCAAGGUGGCCAACCUGUAUAAGGCCAGUGUGCUGAAGAAGGUGGCUGAGAUACACAAAGCCUCCAAAGAUGGGCAUCCCUAUGACAUGGGAGCUGGUGCCAAGAGCUGCAGUGCCCAGGCGGAUCCCCUGGAGCGUGAUGAGUAUGACAUCCCACCAGCUUCCCAUGUGUACUCGCUCAAACCCAAGCGGGUGGGAGCUGGUUUCCCCAAAGGCUCCUGCACAUUCCAGACGGCCAUGGAGCUGAUGGAGACCUCACAGAUCCAAGAGCAAGCCCCCCAGCCCAUGAAAGGAGAUGAGCAGGAGACCCCUAGCCAGCCCUGUGGCCUUGAGGACGAGAACAGGAGUGCGCCCCUCCCUGGGCCCAGCAGAGAGGCCCCUGGAGAUAGUGCUCAAUGGGAGGGACCCUCCUCUGAGAAGGCGAGAUGCUUCUCUGGGGGCAGUUCCACUGCCAAGGCCCGGGCUAAGAAGAAACAGCAGCUCCUGGCCACAGCGGCCCACAAAGAUUCCCAGAACAUCACCCGCUUCUUCUACCAAAGGGUGGAAAGCCCACCUUGGUUUGCUUCUGCCCUAAAGGCAAAAGGUGCCAGCCCUUCCUGUGAAGGGGCUCAGGAACCCCCAAUGGCUCCAGAGAAUGAAGAUGGAGCCCAGGGAUGUUUGAAUGCCCCUCCCCAGACUGAGGAGUGCCUCAUAGAGCAACUAUGCACCUAUCCACUCAGAGAUCAGAGCCUUCCUGGAACCCAGCCUACCCCCACAAAGGAGACACACUUGAGCAAGCGACCCAGAUCCUGGCAGGAAAAUCCAGAGAGCCAGGCUCAGAAGAGGCCUCGCCCCUCAGCCAAGCCCUCCAUCUUGGCUGAGGUCAAGGGCAGCACGUUGGCCAGUGAUGAAGGCACCUUAAACCCUAUGGCCCAAGACCCCUGCCAGCUCUCAGCUCCUGGUAUCUCCCUGAAGGAGGCUGCAAAUGUUGUGGUCAAGUGUCUGUCUCCCUUCUAUAAGGAGGGCAAAUUUGCAUCCAAGGAAUUGUUUAAAGGCUUCGCCCGCUACCUCUCACACCUGCUGGCUCAGAAGAUCUCUCCUGGAACAAGCGUGAAAGAUGCAGCCCAGAACCUCAUCAAGCACUUUUUCCAUGGCCGUGCCCGGUGUGAGAGUGAAGCUGACUGGCACGGCCUGAGCGUUCCACAGAGAUGACCACCUGCUAGCUGGGCAGGGUCCAUGCCCUCCUACAGACUCCACUGUAGGCCAUCCUGGAUCUGAAGAUGCCAGAACCAUCGUCUUUUCUCAGGGUUCGUUCAUCUUCUAACCACACCUUGCUUUGGCCCCAGACACCUCCCAAAUCAAGGUCAGCUCAUCUUUUCUGCGCCAGAUGCCCAGUAUAGAAGGUGCCAGGUGGUGUGGCUGCUGCCAACAGAAGAAGGAAUGCUCAUUUACAUCUUGUAUUUAACAAGUUUUAAGCCAGGGACACAGCCCACCUUGCCACAGUAUUGGGACCUACUCAGGGGAGCCCCCUUCAGCCCUGAAGAUGU
Molecule: messenger RNA, 3925 nt
Organism: Nycticebus coucang (slow loris)
Lineage: Eukaryota; Metazoa; Chordata; Mammalia; Primates; Lorisidae
Gene: RECQL5
Product: RecQ like helicase 5
Exons: 19
Coding region: 630-3590 (986 amino acids)
Biological process (GO): double-strand break repair via homologous recombination
Cellular component (GO): chromosome; cytoplasm
Molecular function (GO): four-way junction helicase activity; nucleic acid binding; ATP binding
Source: RefSeq, a predicted model, not a curated record